This is a messenger RNA of Dermacentor silvarum, 4884 nucleotides long. RefSeq lists its product as uncharacterized. Lineage: Eukaryota; Metazoa; Arthropoda; Arachnida; Ixodida; Ixodidae. The coding region runs from base 446 to 1549 and encodes 367 amino acids. Gene Ontology annotation, molecular function: protein binding. The transcript has 6 exons. The record is from RefSeq and is a predicted model, not a curated record.
AUUGAUUUACCGCAGUUUCUCGGCAUUGUCGGUACUACAUCGACAUAUGCUUUUAUAACGCACUGAAGCGGCAUACUUCGCCCGAAUGACGUGGAGCUUCUUCACAGCCAAAACUGUUCCGAGCGGCUGCUACCCGUUUUUUGUCACACUGGCGCAAAAACCCACUGUUCGUUGUUCCACGCUUCGCUUGCGACCAAGGCCGCACCUCGACCAGAGUGGUUUCAAUACGCGCGCAUUCGCGUGCAGGCGAAAAUGACUGCAGAGACACAAAGCGCUUGGCUAUCUGCCAAAAAAGCGCUGCUGCUUGGGCUAAUCGCUGGCCUGCGGGAGAUAAUUAGGUAGGCGGCGAACGAGGAUGGGGCAACCGCGAUGCAAGAGCUCCGCACGACAACGCACUGGCGGAUUGUGCGUUGCACCUUGACCUGGCCGCUUGCGAGUCGUCGUUAUGGUGUCCCAAGUAGCACAUGCACAGCACCAAAUCCUGGAGAGGGUGAAAAAUGACAGGGUGAUAGUGACCGGCCCGGAGGAAGACCGUCGCCGGAGAACCAUCAUCGUGGAAAGACGCAAGGGCUCCUUUGGAUUUACACUGCAGACGUAUGGCAUCCACCACAAGCGAGAUGGAGAAAUUGAACUCAUCACAUACGUCGACUAUGUUGAGUAUGAUGGGCCAGCCUUCCGUGCAGGGAUGCGUCCAGGAGAUGUGAUCCUUUCGAUAAACGGACAUGACAUGGAGCAUGUGGAUCACAAGAGCCUUGUGCGCUUCAUCCAAGGUUGUGCAUCCACCAUGCGUAUGGUAGUUCUCUUUGAGGACUGCGUGCACAAGGUGGAGCUGCACAUCCGUUACCUGCGCCUGCAGCGAGUCCUCCAGGAUAAGAUCACGGAGCUGAAAGGACUCUGUGAAAAGGAGCGGCAGAUGCUGGACAGCUGGCGUGAGAGGGGCAUUCAUGUGCCAGCAGUUGCGACCUGCAAUGGCACGCAGCAGCCAAGAGACUCCAGUGGCCAGCCCGCAUCUCAUUCAUCCUGGCAGCGUGAAGAUGAUGCUCUUACAUCAGCCACGCGCAUCCUGUCUUCGUCUCUAUGGAACAGACACAGCUUCAAGAUCUCUUCUAUGCGCUCUGACCGCAGUUUCAAUCAGCUGGCACCCACUGCUACGGAAGGGGCAAGUUCAGCAACCUCUACGACGCAUGCAUCGCCUGUCUCGCAGCAGAAGCAAUUUGCGACGCUCCCCAAGGCCUCUUCGGCUGCUGCCCGCCGUCAGGCAUCGCGUAGUCUUCCGGCCAGCACUGUCCCCACGCCCAAGGGGUCCUGGGAUGGGCUCGAGUCGCGUUGCAGCACGGAUUUCUCACGCUGCACGGGCCUUUCGGAGAGCACAGAUUUCUCCGAAGCCGGCAGUGUUGAGUCGCGUCUUUCACCUUCGCACCUCUCGGAUCAUGAGGAGAAAAUUCCGCUCGCCGUUCCACCUCCCCCUUCCACGUCCACUGCAGCCAGUGCUAAUUCGGUGCCACCCAGAGCAGAUGGCUUAGAUCGCGAUGAAGUAACGAGGCUGUGAAAUUGUUUCUAUCUACUUUAAUUUGACAAAAACUAAUGCUGUGUUGUGCAGUUUUCGCAGCAGUAGUCAUUUCAGCGAGGGUGUGGUUUUCCAGCCUCUGCAGCAAUUGUUUUAGCGUUCAUUUUUCCUACAUUUUCAUUCUCUGUUUGUGGUCAGUGAUGAUGAACUUCUAUUGUAGCUUGGCUUCUAUAUGCGAUGGCUCAUUAUAUAAGAUGUCACGAAAAUGCUGAGCGUGCAAGGACUUGAAUAACACUGUAAGUCAGAAUCGGAGAUGACUGGUUAUGCUGUGGAUGUGAUCACAUUUUUAGUCAUUUCACUUGUACUCACUAAUCUAUUAGCAGUCAAACCACUGGCACUUACCUGAACAUUGUUUUUUUAUUAGCUUUAGGAGAGACCAUUGUGAUAAAUAUAAACUGCAUUGAGACUGGUUACCAGUCCCUGAGCUCUUUCAGUAGGCGCUUAAUCAAGUUGCAGCUGCAGUAUCAGAACUUAAGACUUAACCUUGAUGACUUUGCAAAGUUUAAUCCUUUGGGCUCUCAAGUAACAGUAAAUGUUUGACUAAGCAGGAAACAUGAACGAGGUUUUCUUUUUUUUAAACACAGGGAACAUUCAGAACUUUCAACCUCACUUUUUCUAGUUCAUCCUAGUCUGGUAACAUGCUUAUAGUUUUUUACAUUUAUAUAUCUUUUCUUUUUAUGUCCAACAGACGUAUUGAAUAUGAACAAAAUAGUGUGCUCCAUGAAUUUUGACCACGAACUUAGUUAAUGUAACGAAUUUGCACCCAUACAACAAAGUGCACAUUUUUUUGUGCCUCUCUCGUAUAGUGCACUUCAAUGCACUAUCUGUACAUAGUUAAAGUUGCCAACAUAUUCCAGUAGCUUGUUGAUAUUAAAGUAUACUACUACGUAUAGCAUGACUGAUGCCACUUUCAUUUAUUCAUUGUAUGCUCCUUUGGGGAGAUAAAUGACUACAUUGUUCACAUUUAACCAUGCAACUGUCUGUGAACUUUUUUCUUGUAAUGAACAGUGCAAGGUAAUCUUGAAAAAUACAAACUCUCACACUAGGCACCAAGAUCUCAAAUGAAGGUAGAAAUCAAAUGUGUAAUGUUGUAUACAAUGUUUGUUUACCCUUAUUGCAUAUAUAAUGCUGAUCUCUUAACAGUACUACUCACUAGCAUUCACUGCACCUUGCAGAGUGUUAACAGUUUUAGGAGUAAUCAUUCUUGAAUUUUCUUCAUCCCACAUGCUUGAGUGCUUAUUUUGAGUAAAGUGUACUUCUCUUUUUUGGCUUCUGGAGCAGCUCUGCUGUUCUUUCAUAAUGAUAUGAUUGCUGUUUAUCUGCCUUUUACUUAACUUUUUUUUUUUUCAUGCUUUCUCUCUGAGUACUAUCAGCACAUGAAGAGGCUGCUUGUUUUCGUGUCAAUUUUAGUCGGAACGACACUUACUUUGGUUGUUUGCUACACAUCAUCAAUGCAUCACCAGCUCCAAGUCACAAUGUAUAUUAUUUUACCAGCUGCCUUGAGUCAUGCUUUGCGGGGAAUUGUUGAGUUUGUUGAAUGCUACUAUAUACUGCAAGAUUUACAUCAACAAAUUAUUGUGAUGUCACAGAAAUUGCAAGUCUAGUUGCCAUGUGCUAGCGGUUAUAGUACAGCAUGUAGAUGCACUUCUUUCAUUGGAAGUUGGUUGGCGCGUUGCCAUAUUAUGCACAUCACUUCUGCGCUCUUUGCUUCUUUGGAACAAACCAGUGCUAGUGCAUUGAUGGAAAUGGGGUUGGCAGUUCGCUGCCAGAGUGGCAUUAAUUUUUUACAUUCAGCUUGUUUUUAAGCAUGCACAACCUUUUCUUUCACCUGGUGCUAGCUUGUAAAAGAAGCCCCACAGUCUUGUUUGGUGGCACAGUGGCCAACUUGGCAGCAUGUCAUUCAUUGGAGCUUUCUUAAGCUCUGCUAGCUUAGCAUCAAUCUCACACCGUUGCUUUUGUCAUGUUUUGUUUAUCAAAUCUUAUCACAUUACAGUGCACUUUGAUUAAAUGCACUGUGCGCACAACUUGGGUGUUCAAUUUUUGAACAUUUUCUUAAUAACUCACCUCAUUUUUACUUCGAAGUAGCUGCUCCCAUGUUAGCUGGAUAUUUUGCAAGAUUUGCAGCGUUGCUAUUGUCAGGAAUCAAAAUAUGUGAACUUGGUGACUUUUUUGCUUGGUUCAUCUUGUACUUUGGCCUGUGCCUCUCAUGAACUCGGAUAGUGUGCACGUCACUGCGAUGUCAUCAGAGCUUUGUGUUGGGCCCUGCUGUUUUUUCUAUAAGAGUGGUAGUUGUAUGUUUGCUAGAGAGAUUAGCGUGUGCUUAGGUUUUUAUCAUUUUCUCCCAUGUGAUAUGAGACAUAUACAUAUCUAUUUACAUUUGAGUUCAUAUUUAUAUUAGGAUUUUUUAAAGGAGCUUAUUUUGUGUAUCAUCUUGUCACGUCUGAUUGGCCACAAUUUUUUGCAUGACCUUGUUUGUACUGUGUUGUGACAAGCUGGUAUGGUUUUCUUGGAAUUGUCCUGCCAGCGCAAGUUGCGGUGAUUCCUGUUCAAUCUGCUUGCUUCAUUAUUUGUAUUCUCACGCAUUUGAUUUGGUGCUUGAUGCUUAAUUUUCAUGGCUCUGUAUACUACUGCUAAAGCAUAUUGUUAGGUUUUUUUUGUCUUCUUUUCUACAUUUUUUUUCUCGCGUUUGUAUGUGCGAAAAGUAUCUAGUCUUGCAUUGCUAGUAAUGUUUUCCUGGUAACACUAGAAGCAUUCUUGGCUGUUGUUACAUUAAUAUUACCUUAAUGUAAUGUUGUGUGGAAAAGCUUUAACAGGUGUGGGUUCUGUGCAAGAAAUGAAUUCCCAUACAUUUUGUACCUGCAGCUUGGUAAAACGCUUUCCAUGCUGCAUACGUCCGCUGUAGAAAUGCACAGCUCUUGCUAAGAUCCCACACCCUGUAAACUUUUGAUUUCAAUUGUACAUGACAACAGACAGAAUAGCUGUUUAUCGGUGCUGUUUUCUUCAAUGCCCAUUCCAAAGACGGAAUGUUAAAGCUGGUCAGAGGUUGUUGGAGAUAGUAUCUCACUCAAAGCAAAUGCUAAGAGGGAAACAAGGAAAUUGCCUGUGUGAUGCAAGUGCUUGUUUCAUUACUGGCAUUCCAAGUAGGAUACCAUGGCUGCAUAUUGCUGCUACCUUUGAUGUUGAAGUCUGGAUGUGUUACCCCUGAUGGUGGAAAUAAGGUCACAGAUAAUGUGUAUAGUACUUGCAAUGUGUACUGAUGCUGAGCACAUCUUUUUAGUUUUGUUAAUACCUACUAUUAAUAAACAAUACUGGAAACA